CUUCUGGUGGGGUGGACCUUUCCUUGGCUUCUUCAAAGCCAGUGACUUCCAACACACCCGAGAGAAAAACGAGAGACAUUCUACAUGACCUAGAAGAAAUCCAGAAGAAAUUACAGAAAAACUUCAUGUGGAAAGAGGCCUUUGAAGAACAGCCGCAGGUGGAAGUCCAGGAAGCUCCCUAUUCCUCUUCAUGUCCGCUGCCUAACCAGAGCCACCCAGCCCCCAAGAGGGCCUCCCGGUUUGCUCAGUGGGCCAUCUGUCCGACCUUUGACCUUCGCAGCCACUCCUAUACCCUGGAGGUGUCCAAGGAUGGCCGGGCCGUGACUGUAUCUCGCUGUCCACAGACCCAUCUUGGGAGUCAUGAGAGGUUUGUGACCUGCCAGGCCUUAUGUUCCCAGGCCUUUUCUUCUGGACAGCAGUACUGGGAAGUGGACACUCAGCAUUGCAGCUACUGGGCAGUUGGGGUGGCUUCCUGGGGGAUGAAGCGGACCCAGAUCCUGGGAAGGACCAGGGACUCCUACUGUGUAGAGUGGAAGGGGACUAGCCAGCUCUCUGCAUGGCACAUGGUCAAGGAGACUGUCCUCGGCUCAGACAGACCUAAGGUGGUGGGCAUCUGGCUGGACCUGCAGGAGGGGAACCUUGCCUUCUAUUCAGUGGCUGAUCAGGAGACGCUUCUGUAUGAGUGCCCGGUCUCAGCCUCCUCUCCUCUGCACCCCGCCUUCUGGCUCUAUGGCUUAAAUCCUGGAAACUCUCUGACUAUAAGGCCAGUAAGGGUGUAAGGGUUCCCUGGGUGUCAGAACCUGGUGGUUUCCUGGCCUCUCCCUCUGCUUUCAAGCUGGUGGCACCUCGACAAGAGUCCCACUUCCAGAGUUAAUGGGUGCGCCGUAAAGGGCUAACUGCAGGCUUGGGAUGGGCAGACUGCACAUUCCCAAGAGAGCGUGGGCCCUUGACUAGUUGCUGGGAGGCAACCCCUAAGCCCUUGGGGUAUCCUGCCUGAUAAGAGUGUUUGUUUGCUGGAGGGUCUUGGGCCAGGAGGUAUCAGCUUGACCUCUAGAGGGACUGGAGACUAAGGCCUGCCCAUGUGGCCGACCCCCAGGAAAAGCCUGGGCACCAAAGCUUGGGGGAGCUUCCCUGUUUGGCAGUCUCCUUGUACAUUGUCACACAUUGUCACUAGGAGAAUUAAUACUGUUGUGUGACUCCAUGGGGAAGGAGAGUUGGUGUCUCUUUGGCCUGUGUCCCAUGUGCCUUUUUCUCCUGCAGAUUUUAAUCUGUAUCCUUUCACUGUAAUAAACUGUAACCAAGACUACAA
Messenger RNA from Leptonychotes weddellii (Weddell seal), 1309 nucleotides. Lineage: Eukaryota; Metazoa; Chordata; Mammalia; Carnivora; Phocidae. The record is from RefSeq and is a predicted model, not a curated record.